AUGGGAUUGAGUGGAAGUCAGGCUCUUCUCAUCAUCCUCACUUUGACUGUAGGACCACUGCAAAACUUUGCUCCUGGACAACUCUCGAAAUCGAAGAGAAGGAGGUGCUCGGCGUCAACCUCAAGACCAGAGGAUAUGUCUGGAGAAGGGAACGAGGCGUUAAGGAGGGACUUGGAGUCUGCCUCACAAACAGACGAUGCCUCUAGAGAAGAGUACGAUGUGUUUUUGAGUUUUAGGGGAAGUGACACACGCCUAAACUUCACUGAUUGCCUUUAUCAUAGCAUGCUAGAUGCAGGAAUCCGCGUUUUCCUUGACAGUGAAGAACUUGAACCUGGUGAAAAAAUCAGUAAAGUUUUGAAUGCACUGAACAAGUCUCGGAUCUAUAUCCCCAUCUUCUCUAAAAAUUUCGCUUCCAGCAUUUGGUGUCUUCGCGAGGUAGAACGCAUGGUAGAAUGCUAUUCAAAAUCAAAUGGGAAGAAAGAUAUCAUCCCCAUUUUCUACGACGUGAACACCGAUGAUGUAAAGUUGAGAACCGGUUUGUACGAGAACGCCUUAAUCGAGCACAAGAAGUCUGACCCCGAUGAAGUGGAGCGGUGGCGAAAUGCCCUUAAAACAGUUGGAGGGAUAAUUGGACGGGAAAUUCAAGAAAAAGGCCAAGGAGAAGAAAUUAAAUCGAUUGUUGAACAGGUUUCCAGUAAGCUUAAAACUAGACACAUGAUUGUGACUAAAUAUUUGGUUGAAGAUAAUGGUCAGGUGCAAGCCAUAAUGAAAUUGUUGGAUGUUGGCUCUGAUGGUGUACAUUUCGUUGGUAUUUAUGGCUUGGGUGGGGUUGGAAAAACAACUCUUGCCACAGUUCUGUACAACAAAUUAUCUUUUCACUUUGAAGCCUGUAGUGUCCUUAAAGACGUUCGAGCACAUUGGCAACCUCCUGGUGGUCCUUUAGACUUGCAGAAAAAGCUCUUAUCAGAUUCUGUCAGCUCCACGAUUAGUGACCAAAUUAAAAAUGUUGAUGAUGGAAUCAAGAUGAUCGAAAGAGUGUUUAGUAAUAAAAAAGUACUCAUCGUCCUUGAUGAUCUAGACAAGAUAGAGCAACUCGAAAAACUAGCUGGAAAUCCUAACUGGUUUGGUUCGGGUAGUAGGAUCCUCAUCACAACUAGGGACAAAAGCAUCUUGAUGACUCAAGUGGAAUCAUCUAGUAAAGAGGUCCUACAUCAACCCAAAGGGAUUUCGCAUUAUGAAGUUUGUGUAAUGGAAGAUCAUCUAGCACUUCAGUUGUUUUGUAAGCAUGCUUUUAGAAGUGACUCUCCUAUAAAAGAUUAUGAUGCUCUUUCAAAAGAUAUUGUUCGUAAAGUGGAUAGGCUUCCUUUGGCUGUUGAGGUGAUAGGUUCAUCUCUUUAUUACAUGGGCUUUGCCCUGGAGUCACAUGGUGAUAAAAGAAAGCUAUUGGAAGAGAUGCUGAAGCAGUUAGAUGAAGGUCCUGUUAAGGGUGUCCGAGAUGUAUUAAUGAUAAGUUAUGAAGGAUUGGAGAAGAAGCAAAAGGAAGUGUUUCUGGAUAUUGCUUGCUUUUUCACCAACGUGGACCAAACAUAUCCAGUUAUCAUGUGGAAUGACUGUAAUUACCAUCCUCACACUGCAAUUCGUGUCCUCCACCUACGGUCCUUGAUAAAAAUUAGAGAUAAUAAGUUUUGGAUGCAUGACCAAUUGCGAGAUCUGGGAAGGCACAUCAUCCUUGAAGAAUAUCCUCGCAAAUUUAGUAGGGUGUGGAUUCAUGAGGAUGUUGUAAAACUACUGGAGAGAAAAGAGGGAAAUCAAGAUGUAGAAGCACUAAGCUUGACUCCGGAUGGUUACAGCCGUAACAUUGCACUUGAAGAAUUAGCUUCUCCACCAAAUCUAAGGUUCCUUCAAGUGAAAGGCAUUGAUAUUUUUGGCAACUUCAAAAAUCCUCUUUGGCAAAUGCGGCAAAUGUGGCAAAUGAAUUUCCAUCCGUAUAACUUUAAUAAUUUGGUCAUGCUCGACCUUUCAAAUAGCGAUAUUGAAGAUGGCUGGGGUGGAUGGAGCAAAAUGAAGGUGACAGAAAAACUGAAAGUUUUGGAUUUAACCGGUUGCAAAAAAUUGACGAAGACACCUGACUUCUCUAACUUCACGUCUUUGGAGAGUUUAAUUCUUGCUCGGUGUCCCAAGUUGAUCACAAUUGACCGCUCCAUCGGUAAACUUAAAUACCUGAAAACUUUGAAUAUCAAAGGGUGUAGUUCUCUUAGGGAGUUGCCCGAAGAAGUUGGCUCUCUACAUUCUUUGACAGAGAUUGUCAUGCCCCAAAAUUUUCAAUCGUUGAAGCUUCCGGAGAGAUUUGGCGAACUGAAAUCUUUGUCGAGCUUUAUAUUAAACAACCACCCUAGAAUUAGCCAACUUCCAAAGUCUAUUGUAGGGUUGGUGAAACUCACAUGCUUAUCUUUACGUGGGUGUGUGGGAAUAAAGGAGCUUCCACCCUCCAUUGGGGAGUUACAAAUGUUGGUUGAGUUGGAUGUAUCAAAGUCAGGAAUAGUCAUACUACCCGAUUCUGUUGGAAAGCUAAAGAAAUUAAGAUUGAUGAGGCUAGCUUAUACGGCGACAACAAAGUUUCCUUCUACUAUUGGACAGGUGGAGGCACUUGAAGAGCUAGUUGCCAAGAAAUGCUGGGACCUGACCGAUGAAAACCUGGAGGAAAUUGGGAAGCUAUCCCAUUUGAGGAUAUUGGACUUAUCAUUUACUCGUGUUUGUAGAUUGCCUGAGGUGAUAGGUGGUCUCUCUCAUCUCCAAACACUUGAAUUGGGUUCGAUUGAGCUUCAACAAGUGACAGCUCUUCCAUCAAGUUUGAGAAGCCUUUCGGUUCAUGCCGUUAACAUCUCUUUUAAGCAUAGCCCCUCAAGCCUCGUCAAUCUAGAGAAUCUGGAAUUAAAUGAAGUAAGCGCUUUUUUGAAAGAGGAACCUUACUCAACUUGGAGGAACGAUCCGCCAAAAAUGGAAGAAGCUUGGAACACAGUGCAACCGAUCCAUCAGCUUCCAUCUCGUUUGUCAACCUUGAAACUCAAGGGCAUUAGUCCACUGCCAUGUUUUGGCAACUUAGAAAGUUUGUCAGUUUUGCAUGUUAGUGAAUUUCCAAUGCAAUGCUUACAUGUCUCUGAAGGCCUAAUACAUUUGAGGGAACUGAAAAUAAGUAGAUGCAAAGACCUCAGAGAAAUAACUAAUCUGUCACGCUUGGAGAGUCUACAGCGCUUGGUUCUGAAUAGCUUGAAUAACCUAGUUAAGAUUCCAGGUUUGUCGGAACUCAAAUCUUUGCAGCGCCUCUGUCUCUCCAGAUGUUGUUUGAUAGAAGAAUUACCCAACUUAUUGAAGUUGGAUAAGCUACAAUAUCUAGAGUUAGAAGGUUGUCCUAAUUUAAGAGCAAUCAGGGGAGUCGAGGGCUUAGAAAGCUUGGAGUUAAAUAGUGAUGGUCGCACUGUCCUGGAAAGAUUGUUGGAUGUCUCAAGAACGACUUGGCUUCCCCACAAAUUACUUAUGUACGAUGUGUUCUUAAGUUUUAGGGGACCAGACACUCGUUAUAACAUUAUUAGUUUCAUUGACUAUAGCCUAUAUGGUAGUCCAAUUUCUAUUUUCAGAGAUGAUGAUGAAUUGAGCCCUGGUGAAGGAAUUGGGGAAGAGAUUCAACAAGCACUCAAUAACUCUUAUAUCUACAUACCUGUCUUCUCUAGGAACUACGCUUCCAGUCAGUGGUGUCUACGUGAACUCGUGCAUAUGGUAAAAUGCACGUCAAGGUCAAAGGGCAAAAGAAAAAUCCUCCCCAUUUUCUAUGAUGUGGAAAUUGAUGAUGUUAAGCUCAAAAGCAAUUUAUACACAAGCGUCCUAGACAGGCAUCGUGAGAAUUUCCCCACCGAAGUGGAUGUAUGGGAAAAGACAUUGAAAGAGGUCGCGCAUAUGGAAGGAUUGGACAUGAAAACUGACAGCGGCGAAGAUGUAGUUCAGAAGAUUAUCGCAGAGGUUUCGAGAGCAAACAAAUUGCUAGAUGUCGACUCCUGA
This is a messenger RNA of Syzygium oleosum, 4053 nucleotides long. RefSeq names its product disease resistance protein L6-like. Gene Ontology annotation, molecular function: protein binding; ADP binding. Gene Ontology annotation, biological process: signal transduction; defense response. Bases 1 to 4053 code for a protein of 1350 amino acids. NCBI's taxonomy places the organism in Eukaryota, Viridiplantae, Streptophyta, Magnoliopsida, Myrtales, Myrtaceae. The record is from RefSeq and is a predicted model, not a curated record. The transcript is spliced from 6 exons.